UUAUAUUCAGAUAUCUCAGCAGCAACAUAUGGAAGAAAUUUAAACAAAUGGACACUGCCAGACGUUUCUUGGUCUUCGACAUUUACAAUAAUUUCUUGAAUUUCUGCCUCAGUGGGAACACAGCCUAAAGUAAAUGCACAACAAUUUAUGAAGAGUAAUAAUCAUGAUUAAUAAUAAUGAUAAUGUUUUGUCAAAUAGUUGAAAGUUAAAUUACCUAAAGAUCUUAUGAUGGUACCAACUUCUCUAAUAUCCACGGUUUUGUUACCCGCGUGAUCAAAUACUUCAAACGCUUCUACAAUUUUUCUCUCCAGAUCAUUUGUUAUCAGAGCUAUACAAAGACAGGUGAAAGUGAAAAAUGUUUUUAAAAAAGUCAAUCUUGAGUAAAUGUUUACCUUCUAAAUCUUGAGCUGCUUUUCCUCCCGGCGAAGCUUUUUUGGGGCUUUGGCCAGCUGUAUCUGUUGUUUUCAUGUUUAAUGAAUUUAGACAAAACCAAAGGAUUAUAUUAUUAGUUUGGUAUCUACGUAGAAUUUGUUUGAUGUCAAGGCAACGAUAUAUCGAAAGAAAGAAUUAAGUUUGAAUUAACCGCCAGCGGUUGACGGAGGUAUCAAGCAGGCUUUGGAAUAUUUCUGUGGCCUGCUGGCGGCGUUUAGGUUUGGCUAGUGUUUGCAUGUUUGGUUUGUUUUGAUUCGGUUAGUGCCGGGCUCUUAGAGAGUAUUUGUUUUCUGUGUAUGUCCAGCCGAAAUUGUGAAUUAUCUUCAUUGUGAAAAACUGUGCAGGAUAUAUUUAAAAUAGUUCGCGAUUUUAGAUAUGAAUCCCUCGAAGCUCAAAGUUGUUGAACUUAGAGCAGAAUUAGCAUCGCGUGGCUUAGAUACUAAGGGCGUUAAAGCUGCUUUGGUUGAACGACUUCAAGAAGCUCUUGAUAAAGAGACAGGAGGAGUGUCCUCAGAGAAGUCAGAGGAAACUCCUGACAAUGGGAACGCAUCUGAAAGCAAUGAAGUUGAGUUGAAUGAGACUGCCGCCGAAACUACACUAUCUCAAUCAGAGGAACCUGAUGUUGAUGAGACCAUUACUAAUAACGAAAUAGAAACAGAAGAACCUGUGUCUGAAAAGGAAAAAGAACAACCAGAUCAGCCAGAAGAGACUCCCGAAAGUGAAAGUAAACAAUUACCUGAAAGUGAGGAAACCCAGGUUGAAAACUGCCAGGAAUCUUCUGAAAAUUGCAACCCCGAAACAGAGGAAAACAGUGAGAUUCCUGUGAAACAAGAAUCCUCUAGUAGUGAACAAAACACAGUUCAGGAUAAAGAAAGUGAAGACUGUGAGAUGGCAGAAACUAAUGGAACUUCAGUUAAGAAAGAAGGCUUUGAGAAUGAGCCUGAAGAGCAUGAUGUAAAAAUGGAGCAUGACAACGGCGAAGUAAAGAUCAAGACUGAGCCACAAGAUGUUAAGGAAGAACGAGAUAAUCGGGACAGUGAGAGACAAGAUCGUAAGAGAAAACGCUCUCCGAGCCCACACCGAAAAGAUUGGAAUAGCGUCAAAGCCACUGCUAAAGAUGACGAACCAGGACUAAAUGAAAAUGACAUUGUUCUCAGUUGGUAUGAUUCUGACCUGAACUUGAUAAUUGAUAAAGACACGCUAUUGAAGGCCUCUCCUUUAAGCGAUGCUGGCUUUGGCUAUAUUUGGGCCGGAGUUCGAGGUACCCAUGGAUUUACCAAGGGCCAUCUUGUGUAUCAAGUUAAGUUAACAGAGUUUUGCGAUAUUUCUCACCUAGAAAAUGAACCCAACCCGAAUGUUCUGCGUGUCGGUUGGUCAGCGCUUGGAACAUCCAUGCAGUUAGGUGAGGAACCUUUGUCUUAUGGAUAUGGUGGAACUGGAAAAGUUUCUGUCAACUGCAAGUUCCAUGAUUAUGGUACUAGUUUUGGUCUUGACGACGUUAUAACAACCUAUCUUGAUUUUAAUGAAGAUGCCAUAGUUAUUAGUUAUUCAGUGAAUGAAAAUUUCCAUGGCGAAGCAUUUAGGCUUUCGGAGAACGACCUCAAGGGACGUGCUCUUGCACCACACGUUUUAACUAAGAAUGUUAGGUUUGAAGUGAACUUUGGUCAAGUCGAACCUUGGUUUCCGAUCAGGACUGGAUACACCUUUGUCAACCAGGUCCCUGUGGAACAGUGUAUUGCAGGACCUCGAAGACCUGAGAAGAAAUCUGAUUGUGAGAUGAUCAUGAUGUGUGGUCUCCCUGGCUGUGGAAAGACUUACUGGGCUAACAAACACUGCGCUGCUAAUCCUAGUAAACUGUACAAUGUUAUCGGUACCAAUGCUCUCAUUGAUAAGAUGAAGGUGAUGGGUCUGCCAAGGAAGGCCAAUUAUCACGGCCGUUGGGAUAUCUUAAUUGAAAAGUGUACCAAGUGUCUGCAGCGGUUGAUGGACAUAGGCUGCCGUCGUCAAAGAAACUAUAUUUUGGAUCAGACUAAUGUAUAUCCGGCUGCCCAAAGGCGCAAAAUGCGCAAUUUUGAGGGUUUCACCAGGAAGGCGGUUGUAAUUGUCCCUACUGAUGAGGAAUUCAAGAGAAGGGUCAAUGAGAGAGAGCAACUCGAAGGCAAAGACGUUCCGGACUCAGCAGUAAUGGAAAUGAAAGCCAAUUUCACUUUACCUGAUAAAAGCAUCUUUAGUGAAGUAAUAUUUACUGAGCUCGAUGAAAAUGAAUCAAGGAAAUUAGUUAGAAAGUAUAAUGAUGAGGCUAUAACCGCCGGGUAUGGAAAGAAAGGUCCUCAAGGACCUCCUGCCAAGAGGUUUAGAGGAGGUGACUUCCAACACGGACCACAAACACCUGGUGGCAGGCAUGAUGGCUUCAGGGGCAGGUCCAAUCCACCUGGUGGGCACCAGUUCAGAAGAGGGGGUGGUGGUGGCGGAGGAGGUAGCCGCGGCGGAGGUGGCGGUGGAUGGCAUCAAAGACAAGCUGGUGGAGGAGACAGGUGGAGGGAAAACAGAGGUGGUGGCGGCGGCGGCAUGAUGAGAAACCAUGGAGGGGGUGGGUAUAACAGACAAGGUGGCGAUAGGCAACAGCAACAGGGCGGCUGGAGAGCAGGCAACAGUGGGGGUAGCAGGGGCCCCCGUGAAAACUAUGGAGGCGGUGACAGGAACAGGAUGGGUGGUGGUGGUUAUGACAGGAACCAAGGAGGUGGCAACAGGCCGCCUGGUGGUAACAGAGGUGGAGCUGGGGGAAGUUAUAGCAGGGACAACAGGAAAGACACUAGGCCAACUCAGAAUAAGAGAGGUGGAAGUGGGGGUGCCAGCGGAGGUACUAUAGCCAGCUCAGGAGGUCAAUGGGGAGGCCAAUACCAGGGCAGCGGCGGGCAGCAAGGAGGUGGCCAAUCGUGGGGCGGGCAGCAGCAGAGCUGGCAGCAGCCUCAGCAACAGCAGCAGCAGCAAUGGGGGAGCUACCAGCAACCCCAGCAGCAGCAAUGGAAGGGUGCUUAUAACCAGGGCGGUAGCGGUGGUUACAGCCAACAACAAGGAAGUGGUGGCGGACAAAGCGGUUACAACCAACAAGGUGCCCAAGGUGGUGGCUUUGGCCAGCAAUAUGGUGGAAAUUGGCAACAGUAUGGAGGGUAUGGUGGAUAUGGCCAACAAAGCUGGGGGCAGCAGGGCUGGCAGCAGUGGUACGGCCAAGGAGGAGGAGGGAACCAAGGCAGCGCAGCAAUACAGCCACCGCCUACCAAAUAAAUAUCACAUUCCUAACAAGUUAUUUGCAGAAUUAACUUUUAAGGUGUAAAUACUUGGUUUUGUGUCCAAGUAGUACUAUUGUAUAAAACUAACAUGAGAAUUUUAAUAAGUUUUAACAAUUUUGAUGCAGUUUUUGUCUGUUUCAUACAUAAAUUAUAUGUAUAUGUGAGUGUGUAUGUUUUUAUAUAUAUAUAAUAUACAUAUACAUAUAUAUAUGAAAUGCGUGUGUAUAUAUUUUCAUUUACAGUGUUAAUUAGGUUGACUAAUUGAUUACCGAUUGUGUUAUUUUAAGUUAUUUUAAAAUGUAUUACUGAGUUAUUAUAUAAAAAAAGAAAGAAAUAGAAACUCAUUUUACAAAAAAAUUGUUUUAUUUAUACCAUAAUAUAUGAUACUAACAUGUGAUUCACUUCACUGUAAUCUUUUGGAAUAUUUUCUGACAUUUUUUUUAUAUGGUCCAGUCCUUCAGCUAUCAUCUGCUUAGAUAUCUGUAUCCUCGAGGUGUUCAUGUCGUUUUCCCAUCUUUUCAACGUUUCUGAUUCUUCUGUUUCAUUCAAAUAAAGGACUUUGAGAACUUUUUGUUCUUUGAGUAGAACUUGGGCUGAAUUAUAAUCUCUAUUCGUUAACAACGAUAAGCUCUUUUCUAUCACCCAUAACAAUAAGUAAUGUGUUUCAUUAUUUGUAAGCCUGGCAUACAAAAUAAUCUUACUAACAGCUAUUUCUUUCCCGAUGACAUUCUUAAUUACUGAAAUAAAAUCGCACAGCCCAGUAGUGUUCGUCUCCUUUUGAUUUAAAUCUUUGAACUUGACCGAUGAAUUCCAAAACAGAUGACAAUUUCUUUCCCUUAUUCCGAGCCAGGCUUGACAUUGAUCACAGAAAACUACUUUUUCAGAAGAGUCGACUUGAGGAUGAACAUUUAUUUGAACAUAAUAUAAACCGUACAAGCAAUCUUCUGGUUUAAGUUUUAUAUCGCUGUUUGAGAGAUGAUUGUGACAAAAGAAAUCACCUGUGUCAAAACUGGUCGGAAGGGGAAGGAUUCUUCUGAAUUUAAAAGGUUGGUUGUUGAAAGGAGUAGAACAUUGUCUGCAGAAGAUGUUAACUUCCUCAUUGGUCUUGAAAUCUGGUAUAUAAUAAUCGCUUUGCGUACUGCAUGAUAUGUCACUACUGCUUUGUUCCUUAAAUAGCAUUUCAUUUUUAAAACAACCGUAUAUUUUGUUCGGCUCUAUUCUGACCCGAAACUGAAUUGAAUGAUCUGAUAUUUUAAGGCCAGAAAGACUAUCACAGGCAAUAGUUAUGUUUUCAAUAUUUAUAACCCAUAUGUCUUGAUUGCUGCUCCCCUUGAUGAAGAUUUUGUCAGAGGCAGGAAUCACAUUUGAGACUUUUAUACAUUUGUUCAUUUUAAUAAAAAAUUGACAAGAGCCAAUUAUAGGGCGUAGUUCAGCAACCACAGUGCAACAAUCCAUUUUAAUUGUUUUCUUUAACUGGUGUUAUUAUGCCUAAAAAAAAAAGAAUUAAAAAUAAGUAAGAAAAA
This is a messenger RNA of Nezara viridula (southern green stink bug), 5245 nucleotides long. Lineage: Eukaryota; Metazoa; Arthropoda; Insecta; Hemiptera; Pentatomidae. The record is from the annotation of a GenBank genome assembly.